ACCCCACCUCAAUCAGUGUUGUGAUUGGGGACUAUAGGUAGACCGCGCACGACGUCGAAGAAAGAACACUUUCAAAUCGGAUCAUAUAAAUUGAGCCUAUUACGUCAGAGUAAAACUCUCCAAAGUGGAAAUGCCUUUUUCUACGCACCAGUUGGAGACUAUCAGUAAGGCAAAUGAAGCGAAUUUCAUUUAAACUUUUAUAAACAAGACAUGGGAUGUUGAGAGAAUGUCCUUCGAAGAACCUUUUCAUAUGACACAAGAAUUUGAUUUGUACCAGAAUGUGUCCAAAUGGGCGCACCACGGUAAUCACACAGGGGCCACUUCGGAACCAUCUAUGUUCUACAUCAGCAUCGCCAUCACUGCCAUUUAUGGAGUCAUCAUAGUCGUGGGACUAAUCGGUAACAUAACCCUCAUCAAGACAUUGUCUUCCUCUAAAUCCACGCGGAAUGUCCCCAACCUCUUCAUGUCGAGUCUCGCGUUCGGGGACUUGGUCCUCCUGGUUACUUGCGCACCGGUGGAUGCCAGUCGGUACCUCGCGGACGAGUGGCUCUUCGGGAGAGUUGGAUGUAAACUCAUACCAUUCAUCCAACUCACCUCCGUCGGAGUGUCUGUUUUUACCCUGACUGCGUUGUCUGCUGAUAGGUACAAGGCAAUCGUGAAGCCCAUGGACAUCCAGGCCUCCAACGCCCCGGCGAGGAUCGUCCUGCGGGCUGCAGUGAUCUGGCUCUUCUCCAUGACCCUGGCUGUCCCCGAGGCUGUCUUCUCAGACCUCCGCUCGUUCAGCAUCCACAGCACCAAUGAGACCUUCAUCACCUGCGCCCCCUAUCCCCACGAUGGUGAACUGCACCCCAAGAUCCACUCCAUGGCCUCCUUCCUCAUCUUCUAUGUCAUUCCUCUGUCGGUUAUAUCAGUCUAUUACCUAUUCAUCGCCAGGAGCCUGAUCAGGAGUGCCUAUAAUAUGCCGGUGGAGGGCAACGUGCACGUCAGAAGACAGAUAGAGUCCAGGAAGCGCCUUGCCAAGACCGUCCUGGUGUUUGUGGGCCUGUUCGCCGUGUGCUGGCUCCCCUGUCACGUGAUCUACCUCAACCGCUCCUACCACUACUCCGAAGUGGACACCUCCAUGGCCCACUUCAUCUUCACUGUGGGAGCCCGUAUCCUGGCCUUCACUAACUCCUGUGUCAACCCCUUCGCCCUCUACCUGCUCAGCAAGAGUUUCCAGAAGCAGUUCAACAAGCAGCUGUGUUGUUGUUGUCGAGCCCUGGCGAAGAGGUCCCAGAGCCAGAGGAGGAACAGGAACAACAUACACAUGACCUCCCUCAGGACCACCAACCACUCAGUGGCCAGUCUGAGCUUUAUUCAUGGAAAACACAUCUGUCAGGAGGACAGUGUGUGAGAGACAGAUGGGUGGAUGGUAAGAGAGAGACAGACAUACAGGUCUACCAAGAGGAGAGAGUGUGAGACAGACAGACAGACAGGUCUACCAAGAGGAGAGAGUGUGAGACAGACAGACAGACAGGUCUACCAAGAAGAGAGAGUGUGAGACAGACAGGUGGACGGUACAAUUGGUAGUCGGAUGGGAGGACCAAGGGAAUAGAAGAACCAAGGGGUAUGAAAGGUUCCAGUGCGGUAUGCAGGUGGUCGGGUGGGAGGACCAAGGGAAUAGAAGAACCAAGGGGUAUGAAAGGUUCCAGUGCGGUAUGCAGGUGGUCGGGUGGGAGGACCAAGGGAAUAGAAGAACCAAGGGGUAUGAAAGGUUCCAGUGCGGUAUGCAGGUGGUCGGGUGGGAGGACCAAGGGAAUAGAAGAACCAAGGGGUAUGAAAGGGUGGGAGUGGGGAAAUUGCUCACCCUUUGAAAUGGCCGCUAAUCUGGAAUCACCCGAGUGUUUCCUGACCUGUUUGAUGGUAUUGAGCCUUUAAUCAAGAUCCCACAGCAGCUAUAUAGAUGACCUACAUAGAACAGUAUGUGUAACGUUAUGUAUUUGAACAGUAUGUGUACCUUUAUGUAUUUGAACAGUAUGUGUACCUUUAUGUAUUUGAACAGUAUGUGUACCUUUAUGUAUUUGAACA
Molecule: messenger RNA, 2067 nt
Organism: Oncorhynchus nerka (sockeye salmon)
Lineage: Eukaryota; Metazoa; Chordata; Actinopteri; Salmoniformes; Salmonidae
Product: gastrin-releasing peptide receptor-like
Exons: 3
Coding region: 227-1393 (388 amino acids)
Biological process (GO): G protein-coupled receptor signaling pathway
Cellular component (GO): plasma membrane
Molecular function (GO): neuropeptide receptor activity
Source: RefSeq, a predicted model, not a curated record